AUGAUUGCAGCAGUGGAAUCGGUCAUUAAUCAGACGGAAGCGGCAAAGGAGACGAAGAACCUUAUCAGACACCAAGUUAAGUCCCUCCUUAUGACUCACAAGCCGCGCGAAGCACUCACAAAGGUCGAACGCGAUGCACUAAGAGAACCCAAGGCCGACAAGGACAUCGUCAUUGUGCCCGCGGACAAGGGGCGUUCCACCGUCGUAAUGGACAGAACAGCCUACCUUCAGAAGGCCAAAAACCUACUGGAGGAUCGCCAGUUCUAUGUCCCAUGUGAAACCAACCCCAUAAAAACGCUAACACGUGAAAUUAAUGCAACACUGUUGGCACUGGAGAACUCGGGUGCAAUAACGGCGACCGACCGACGCAUGGCGAGAGCCCAAGAAACGGCUUUGGCCCGAUUCUAUGGUCUACCAAAGGUGCACAAGGAGGGCGCUCCUCUCCGGCCCAUUGUUUUGCUAAAAGGCACUCCAACGUACGGACUGGCAAGAUGGCUGUUUCGACGCCUCAAAUCUCUGACCGCUGAUUCGGACACCACGGUCUUUUCGUCAACGCAAUCCCUAGAGAAGCUUAAAGGAGUAAGUCUCUUGCCCAAUGAAGUCAUGGUAUCUUUUGAUGUCACGUCCGUCUUUUCUUCUAUCCCCCAGAAUCUGGCAAUCGAGACCGUCCAGCUACUCCUACGAAACAAAUACGAUGAAACGGAGAAUCGUCUCGGACAUGCGCAUGUCCUUCAGCUCCUAAAAAUCUGUCUCAAUACGUACUUCACGUUUGACGGAACAAUCUACGAGCAAGUGAAGGGAACACCAAUGGGCUCGCCGAUUUCGGGAUUUAUCGCCGAGGCGGUGCUACAGCGGUUGGAGUCGCUGGUCUUCCAACACCACAGACCGAAAUUCUGGGCUCGGUAUGUGGACGAUACCGUCAUCGUCAUCGAAAGUGAUCAGGUGCUAACGUUCAAAGAACGUCUCAACAGCGUCUUCCCGGACAUACAAUUCACGAUGGAGGAGGAAGAGAAUAACCAGCUGGCAUUCCUUGAUGUCCUCGUCUGUCGCAAAGAUUGUGACGGCCUAAAGACCAAAGUCUUCAGGAAAGCAACGAACACGACGCAAAUUCUGAACUUCAACAGUAACCACCCAAUCUGCCACAAACGCAGUUACGUAAGAACGCUAUUUCGGCGUUUUGAGACGCACUGCAGUGAAGCGGAAGACAAGGUUGCUGAAUCCCAAUAUCUUCGACGGGUUUUCCGAGAAAACGGUUACCCGCGCAACUUCGUCAACCAGUGCCUUCGCAAACGAGACGAGCGAAAAAAUCGCGCCGACCCCAAAUUCAGGCGAGCGAUCCCGUACAUCAAGAACGUCUCCGAGGCCGUUAGCCGCCUUCUUGCACCACUUGGGGUUGGAGUUGUUCACAGACCGGAGGCCGCCAUGAGGCGUCAAGUGAUGAGACCAAAAGACCCACUGCCACGGCAAGAAACAUCUGAAGUCGUUUACCGGAUCGGGUGCAGUUGCGGACAAAGCAACUACGUCGGAAAAACUGGAAGACUGCUCCAGACGCGAAUCGCCGAACACGUGGCAGCUGUACUGAGAAAUGACGCCAACUCUCAGGUCGCGGCCCAUUCGACGAGACCCGGCCACGCACUCAAGUUUGAUGAGGCCGAAAUUCUCGCGAGAGGGGAUAAUCGCGUGAGCCGCGAGUUGCUUGAGUCAUGGUUCACGGGACCUCAGUCUAUCAACAAGUGCAACGACAUCCCCACUCCAUAUUCUGUCCUGAGCCAUAGACUGGCCAAAGCAAUUGACCACUCGUGGAGCGCGCAAGCACGUAAGCCAGAUGGCCGAGCAAUCAUCACGCCAGCAUCCAACACGGGUGAUGAGAUGUCAGCAAUUAACAACUUGCAUGUCGGCCAUCAAGCAAUUAGCGCACCAGCGGGCAACAAUCCUUGA
Molecule: messenger RNA, 1938 nt
Organism: Spirometra erinaceieuropaei
Lineage: Eukaryota; Metazoa; Platyhelminthes; Cestoda; Diphyllobothriidea; Diphyllobothriidae
Source: the annotation of a GenBank genome assembly